Messenger RNA from Bacidia gigantensis, 462 nucleotides. RefSeq lists its product as uncharacterized. Gene Ontology annotation, molecular function: structural constituent of ribosome; large ribosomal subunit rRNA binding. Gene Ontology annotation, biological process: translation. Lineage: Eukaryota; Fungi; Ascomycota; Lecanoromycetes; Lecanorales; Ramalinaceae. The record is from RefSeq and is a predicted model, not a curated record. The coding region runs from base 1 to 462 and encodes 153 amino acids. Gene Ontology annotation, cellular component: ribosome; mitochondrial large ribosomal subunit. The transcript is spliced from 2 exons.
AUGGCUCGCAGGGCAAUUCAAAAAGAUGUAAUCGUAAAGCUGAUCGUGGGUGCGGGCCAAGCAUCGCCUUCUCCCCCAGUGGGACCAGCGCUCGGCAGCAAGGGUGUCAAGAGCAUCGAUUUCUGUAAAGAGUUCAACGCUCGCACUGCCCAUAUGGAACCUGGCACGCCAGUACCUGCUCGGGUGACAGUACGUCCCGACCGCUCAUUCACAUUCGAACUUCGUACUCCAACAACAUCCUACCUGCUGCUUCAAGCGGCUGGCGUCAAAGAGAGUAAAGGGAAAGUUCGCGGAGCUAGGUCGCCAGGGAAGGAGGCUGUGGGGAGCAUUAGCUUAAAGCACGUAUACGACAUUGCAAGGAUAAAGCAAAGCGAAUUGAGGUUAAGCGGCCUAACCUUGGAGGGUUUAUGCAGGAGCGUGAUCGCCCAAGCCAAAACUGUUGGAAUAGCUGUCCAGCCCUAA